AAGAAGAAAUGUUUCAAUCAAUUCGCGAAAUGCCAAAACCAGAAAAAGCAAAUGCGUUAAUGCUUUUUAAUUCAAUGCGAAAUCAAAAAGGCAAACAUGCAAAUAAAAUAAUUUCACCCUACCUUCAAAAGAAAGCUCUUGACUUCAUUAUGAAUUCCAAAAACCAAAUUAAAAAGUUAAAGGCUGAAAAUAUCAAGUUAAA
Messenger RNA from Racocetra fulgida, 202 nucleotides. The record is from the annotation of a GenBank genome assembly. NCBI's taxonomy places the organism in Eukaryota, Fungi, Glomeromycota, Glomeromycetes, Diversisporales, Gigasporaceae.